Molecule: messenger RNA, 13908 nt
Organism: Lineus longissimus
Lineage: Eukaryota; Metazoa; Nemertea; Pilidiophora; Heteronemertea; Lineidae
Product: KICSTOR complex protein SZT2-like
Exons: 64
Coding region: 102-12332 (4076 amino acids)
Cellular component (GO): peroxisome
Source: RefSeq, a predicted model, not a curated record
GUACAUUGCUCUUCAGCUGUUCAAAAUGAAAAGUAAUUUUUCCUCGAUUUCUCUGCCUGUAUUAUUCUCUCAUCGGAUUUCAUGAUCUGAGUUAGUCUGAAAUGGAUCAGGAAGCAACUACCGAGCCUGAGGAGAGUCCAGUCGCGCCGGCGCCGGCGGUGGAUCUGGGCGAGGCCGGAGAUCUCUACAUUUUGAUGAAGAGGGAGUAUCGGAUAUCAAGAAAUAUUAGAGCGUCAUGGUUUUUCAACCACCUCAACACCAAUGUUGAAUAUGUCCCGAAGGAAAAUCUGGAUGACUUCACUGAAGAACUAGGAAUCGUAUCGGUUGUGCCAAAAGAUUUGACAAAAGUAAUCCCAGCGAAUGCAUCGAAGAUGAUAUUCCGUCUGACACCGAGCAGCAGAAUCACAUUUCUUGCCCGCCGAUAUCGAUUGGUGUUCACGCUUGAUUUGAGUCCCACUGCCGCCUCAGUUGACAUUCAUUCUGGCCAAGUUCUCUACGACAAAGCAUUUCAGUCAUUGAAGACAACCCUUAAAGCCCUCAUUAGACCAUUCCAUGUUCCUAACAGUAAACUACUCUUUGCCCCUCAGUUGUAUGUGACGGUGAUUGCAUACACGCCUAUUGUAUGCUGUCAGCUUCAUCAGAUUUUGGUACAGGGUUACGCAGUGACGCCCGACAAUGUUGAAAGUUUCCUUGAACAAAUUCAUAUCCAACUCAUGGACUUUGAAAGCUGCAAUGCCGUCAGUUUCUCGGACAUGAAAGACCAUGAGGCAGAUACAGACAGUGAUGAUAUUGGCCUAACAGGAGGCCUGUUCGAUGACAUCAUAGAGAGACCAGAGUCACCUGCUGCUCAAAAAGUCCACAUGGUCACACCCGAUGCUGGCUUUGUAAACAUGCUCAGAUAUGGCAUCCUGGCCUUACAGUUGUUACCUGAGAAUACAUCGGCUGGCAUAAUACUUAUAACUGACGGUGUGAUAGGCCUACCCGACAUGACCGUUUUGGAUGCCCUACUGAGUCAGCUGAGGAACAGCACCGUGGCGUGUUCGUUCAUCGAUAUCGGUGGCCAGAGUCAGAGUAACAGCAGCUUUGGCUACAUCCCGUACACAGAACUCAUGCAGUUCAUUGCGACGGCUACCUUCGGGGCUUAUUUGGCUGCAACUCCCUGUGUGGAUGAGUCCUCCUGCGGGAUGAACGUGUACCACCAGGCCCUGUUCACUUGGAGUUUCCAGAAAGGCCUAGAGGGAUUCAAGAUAGACAAUCUAGACGAUACAUGCUGUGAUGAUUUUAUGGAUGAUCAGGAUUUAGCCUGGACACAUAGGACUCAGACACUCCCGGGCGGCGGCAAACAAAUCUGUGAUACUCCUCUCUUGAGGAAGAAACAUAUUGAGUACAACUACAAUGUCUCCAUCUUCAACUUGAUGUCGGUGCGGCUUAGGGAGGGAUAUACAAUCAAGGAUGUCAAUGUUGGCAAAGGUGAGACGCAGCUCGAAGUUAAAAUGGUGCUGCCCUGGUCCCACGAUGUCAAGAUCGAGUACAUCGCACGAUCGUCAUGGCCAAUUUCUACAAAGCAUCAAACGCAUAUAGAAGUGCUGAUGGAAGCGACUUAUGAGUUCCUUCAUGAUGUGACUUGUCCCCGUAAGAUCCCAUUCAAAAGUCUCUACAGGGCGGCCGUGGUUAAUCGAUUCUGGCAAUCAAUAAGCGGUCUGUCUCAAACAGACCAGCUCCUAGUCCACCUGCAGUCUUUUCCCCUAAGCAUCUCAAACUACAACAUACCCGAGAGUAUCAAGAACGGAAUGCCGCUGUUCUACUUGCCACCUAACUCCAAGGAACUGCAACUCUCCAUUCAGAUUAGUACAAAGGACAAUGUCCUGUCACAGUUCGCCUCCUAUUGGAAACCGAUCGUCAUGCUGGACAUCAACAUCUGGCAAAAGUGGAUGCACACACAUCGCAUCGGAAUCAUCUUGGAACACGACAUGCCCAUGCCGAAGUAUUUGCAUAUUCCGAACUCGAGCGGCCGAUUUAAUACGAUUCAAUGUCGGCAGGCUAUCACAUCGCUGAACGAGCUGCUGAGAGAAUGGACCACGUUCGUCCUGAUGGAGAACCAUUCAUAUGUAAAGUACCUCUAUGAUGACGCGGAUAAACCUCCUACAUCAUUUUUCUUGGUGCGAGUGACAUCGAAACCUCCAUGCAUGGUGCUGAGGUUGGCAUUCCUGGGAGGCACUCCUGGGUAUGAACGUAACCAGAUUGUGAAUGAACUUGUAUCAAAAAUCUUGAGUCUGAACUUCCCCAAAAGAGGUCCCUCCAAGGAUGACAAGUCGAAGAUAUUAUUGGCGCGGCGUAAAUCUGUGGCGACAAAAGAUGGUGACGUGGUCCUGCAUAAACCUCCGCUGCAGAGGGCUUGGUCCGAAAUAUGCUGCUGUAUCAUUCUGGGGAAGCCAGUGGAGAAGUUACUGAUUAGAUACGAGAACAAGCCAAAUGAUUUCAUGGCCUUUGAAACGCCCAAGGCCGACCAUCCGUCAAGCCGUCUCAUCUCCCACAGUACUCAAGCAAGUCAGCAGGCAUUUAGUAUGUUCACCGCCCUGUCGCGAUAUCAGCAUCACCAGCGAUGGGUGUGGUCAGUCCAGAAUGGUACCUCCAUGCCGAUCAGUAUGCAAAAUAUUGGACGAGUCCUCUCGACUCUGGUAAAGAUGCGUCUGCAGGAAGGUUUCCACUUUGCUCACACCUCCUCAGGGAUCAUCAACAUGGUAGUGGAGAUUGACAUGAAGAACCAUGGCCACGACUCUGCAGACUGCCCCGAGAGCUGCCAGUCAGAGGAUGGUGAGGCAGAGGAGGAGACCCACGGAUGUGUUGUCCAGUACAUCAUCUUCCCGCCCCACGUCACCACUCACCAGAGAGAAAGUAUAUCGGAGGAUGAGCUCCUUGAUGACAACUUCGAAACGACCGAGGCGGACGGGGAACUGCAGAUUGUGACGGAGUGUUGGAUUGAGCCGCAGUAUGGCAUUGUCACCAACAGCACGCCUGAGAGGUCGUACCUUGAGGGAUUAAGAUACUGGGAGAUUCCCUAUGCGAUUUUCCCCAAAGAUUUGGAAUGCAUCUCAAACUUGGUCACGUUUCAACAUCUAGCUUUGGUGUCAGAGAGUCUGAACAUUGAUUCACCCACCGGAGCUAAACGUCCCAUUAGGACGCCAAGCGUGCAGACAAACACCACGAACACGUUGCCAAAUGUCCACGAGUCGACCAUUAACUACAUCCCAUUCACCUUCGACCUGGCCGGGGUGUUACCAAAGUGCCAACAGAUCGAGAUGUUGUUCUCAACUUAUUUACAAGAUACAUACCUGUCGCCUCGAUCGCCCAAGUCACCAAGAUCGCCGAGGAACCGGAGCCUGGAGGCAGCGUCUUCCAACAACACUCUCUUCGAUCUCCUCUUGGAAAAAAUCGAGGGCAUGAACGACAAGGAGCUCACCCUCUCAGAUCUGGAAUGCGGUCAGUUCCUGUUGAUGCUCGUGGAUAGGGAAAGAAAUCCAAAUGAGGCACCCUUGCCAUUUUCAUUGCCGCCCGAUUUCCGCCAGAAAAUCGCGUUAAAAAUUCAACAGCACAGCACAGAAGAGACUAUGCCAUUCUUGCCAAAGCGCCACGGCAGUAUUAUGAGUAAUGAUACGUUGUAUAGCCUCGGCAGUAUGCAGUCUUUGCUGCAGUCAUGUCCGAGUGCCUCGCAUACCUGCAUGCAGUUUAGUAAGAUGUACGAACGUCAGACGACGCAGCAGAGUGAUUGCACAGACUCCUUGUCGCUCUCUGGCCGUAUGGAGAGUGGAAAAAAGAAGAAACCUUUCGCAAGGUGGCGCUGCUACAUCCGCAUGGUGUCAGAGACGAACCUGAUUUUGACGUUCUUGCCUGCGACAUAUGGCGACCUCCAGAUACUGAUGCAAGGCGAUGCGGAGGAGAAAGAAGUGAAAAAAGCAAAGAAAGAGGAUGGGAAGUCGUCAUCGGAGGUGGACAACAAAAAGGAUAAAUCUGCCGGCGAGCCGAAAGAUCUCGGUGUUCCUUCGACGCCGUUGCCGUCCAAGGAUGAAGGUGCAAUCAGGCUGGACUCCAGUCAGGAAUCGCGCGUUGGGGACUACAAGAAAGCACUCCACGCCCUCGAGAAGGAAGUAUUCUCAGAAUCUAGUAUUCAGUCGGUCGAAUCUCCAAAGGAGGAAUCGGGCGGUGAACAAAAACGGGUUGAAAUCGGUGGCACGAAAAUUGACAGGUUACGAUUGUCGGACAUUUCGAUGAAUCUACGUGAGGCUAAGAAAGGAUUGGUGCUCCCUCUUUACGUGUACAACAUGUCUGUAAAUAAACUCGUCAAACAGUUAGAAAAUCGCUGGACGGAGCCGAUGUGUCCCGAUUUAUUUGAGGAUUACACGUUUCAGGAGAGCUUGCAUGAUCAUGUGUUUGCACAGGAAGAGGACGACCAGGACAACGUGAGUGAGUCGAGUAGUGAAAGGUGGCGCCGAUCUCCUGAGCGGUCGUCGGCUGAAGACGCGCCGAAUACGAAAAACACAGACAUAAAGCAGCACUGUAUGGUCGUCUCUGAUGCCUACUUGAGAUGUUUUGUUAUGGGUGUAUUCAAGAGUCUUCAGCUCGGUCAGAAAGUCGAGUACCAGGACGUUGAGAGCGCCAUCAACCGCAUAUGUGAGGAACUACUCCCAUUAGAGAUUGAUAUCACCAAGUUUCUUGAGACAGUUUGCGGUCAUAUCCGCCUGUACCAGGAUCAGGUCCGGAUGGAGGCCUUGGAUAGUGAACAUUACUUCGUUCCUAAUCAGCCGAGUAACAUCUUGGACGAUUCGGACAACAAAAGCGUUUCAAGUGAAUCUGACGUCACCCAGCAGUCCUCAGAAGUAACCUCCCCGUCAGGUACCAAGCACACAAGCUUCAAAUUCCCACUCGCCUUCCUGCAGAAUUCACGCUGUGAGGCCAAGAAAGGGAUGCAUACAUCGAUUAAGAACAAAUUCACGGACAUCCUGAAGAAAUGUUUCAAGCCGGUUACUCCUUACUCUGAUUACUUCUUCUAUUGCCCACAGAAUUAUCAACAUAUCAUUGAGGAACCAGAUACGUCCAAGCCAACUGAAGAUGGUCGACAGUUGGACAACAGCAUAGACAUCCGAGGCAUCACCACGGAGGAAAGCGACUUCUUUGUGACCGAUAACGACGACAAUGACACUAAGGCAAGCGACAAGGACUCGGUUAAGUCAAACCUGGACAGCGAGAGCUUGAGCUCCAUCCUCCGAGAGGACCUCGAUUCGAACCUGAGUCAGGAUGAUAAAGAUGAGAUGUCUCCGCUGUUCGUCCAUCUGACUUGUUCGUUGUCGUUUCGGAGCAAGACGGGGAUAUUACGAAGCGUGCCUGUGAAGAGUCUGCCAGUGUGUUUGUGUGAGCUACAGGAAUGCCUAGAAGGUUUCGACGAAUAUCUUGACCUGGGUGACCUGCACCUGACAAUUGACAUCAUCUGCCUCACGUUACCUCAAGAUCAAGAACUCAGCCUUCAUUGGCGACCGACGUUCAACCGCCUCGUGUCGUACGAGGGGAAUUCUCCGGCCAUUUCGGAAUGUGGCCAGGACAAUGAUGAGUACAUGAGUACUGUGGCAUCUACAACUGAGGCUGGGUUAAAUCAAGACCAGACUGGGAAUCCUUUGAAGAAUCUGCCGAGCUUCCAACAUGAGAAUGUUGCUACAUGUAUAGAACAGAUCCAGUGGUUACUGAAGGAUGAGAUUGCCUCAGCGCUGCACUAUGUUCAGCCAGUCACAAGCGAGAUGCUCAGCUUUGUUGCUGAGCAUGUGUCGGAGUCUAAAGACAAAGAGAACUGUACCUGUGAGGAGCUGCCUCUGCAGUUCGUCUAUGGACCAGAUCAGAGCAUGCCAAAGUUUUUUGAGGAAUUUGAGAAGAUGAACGUUCCUGGCUACCACUUGAGUAAAGAAGGCAACUUUUACUACCUGGUGCUGGAUAAACGUCAUCUCAACACCUUAUUCAACGCAAAAGCCAUCCACUCGGCCCUGAUUGAGCUGAGCCAGGAGGAGGAGGAACCGCAGCCCAACACGAUGUGGUAUGUUGGGACGGACGAUGCUGUCGGCUCACCAAUGGAGCUGCCAAAAGACGGACUGGAUGGGAAGAAUGAGGACGUGGUGAUUCCGGGCGUCUCGGUGACUCGACCCAGUCCAAUCAGGGAGCAGGUCAUCCUCCAGCAGCAAGAGCAGGCGGCUCUAUCGCGUGGUAUCAGCGAGUCGUUCAUCAGGGGUCUCGACGACGAGUACAAGCUGGAGGAGAAGGCGUGGGACGGAGCGGCACCGGGUACCACGGUGGAAAGGGAGGUCGGCGCGGUCACCUUUCGGGACGACGAUAGUAUCAAGGUUAUUUCCGAGAAGGGCAGUGUCUCUAGUGAAACGGAGGAACAGCGGAAAAUAUCAGAGGUGCAACCGCUUGAGUUAGGCGUUGCGGGCAAGUCACGCCGGAAGACGCCACCUGAGAGAUUACAAGAGGUGGAAGAGUUGUCUUCGUCGGCCGAGCGACGACGUAAACUUGGGGUCGGGUCUGUAGGUCGGCGCGCCAGUAUGCCGCCUGUGUUGACUCGUAGCACUGGUGCUAGUACUCCAGGUGAAGGAGUCGUGACGUCUGCUCCUAUUGUCCCUGUCAAGAGUAUAUCCAGUGACUCGCUUCAUGAAGAUACGGAUGUCGCAAAGAUCAUUGCAUCUGCGCCAACUUUGGCCGAAAUGCGCAGAUCAAGUACGCCGAUUGAUGAGAAGAUGAGCAGUAAGCCGCGACGACCGACAGAUUUGGCGAAAGUCAAGGCUCGUAGCCCUGCUGAUACCAGAACGCCGCAGUCGCCGAUUUCUACGGACAGUCCGAGAAGUCGGCAUUCGUCUGGUGAUAUUUAUGAUCGUGAGGUCAAGAGAGUGACAUCGCAUGCCGAUGGAAGUUUACAUUUUCCGGAGCAGGUUGUCACCAGCUCACCGGUACUUUCUGAAGGUACUACUCGACAGUCGCGACGUUUGGACGGUGAUCCCAGCAGCAGACAUCCUUCAGGUAGUGGCAGGUCGAAGCAUUCUUCGGGGGAAACGCAAAGUACGCGGUCUAAACAUCCAUCGGGGAGUUCGCAGACGUCAAGCAGGCAUCCGUCUGCUCCAGAGACCCCGAGGCUCAUGUCUGGAACUCUGGACACAAGCAGUCAGGGAAGCUACACAGAGGAAGGGAGUAUUUCUCCUCCAAUGUGGGACGAGAAUUUUGUGCGCUGCUAUGGUUAUGAGGGCGACUCUAGUGGGGAUGACUUGGAAGAUGCGCUGCUUCCAGUCAUUGACUCGUUGAUCCCUCGACAGAAUCUUCUCACAUUCUGGCUCGUCAUGGAGAUACAUAAAGAUAAAGUGGAUAUAUUCUAUCAUACCAGAUAUCGUCAACCAGAGGAAAGCACAACUAAUGAACAACACGAGGAGCAAAUGCUCUACCGGAAGAUCUUGACGAAUGUCCAAGAGAUCUGCCGCGUCGUCAACCAGAUGCUUUUAUUAGAAGACCUGCAGAAUACGCGGAUGUGUAACGCAUUGCUCAUAGAAGAUGUGAGCUGGAAAGAAGAUGUCAUAUUCGCUGGCGCUAAUCCUUUAAGACGAUCUGCAGACUCUGAUGAAGAUGAUGAGAUGCAACCUCAGAACAGCUAUCUGGCGGCCUCCAUGCAGUUUAUGCCCGGCCACUUUGCAUGUCAGUGCGUCUGGGAGUACCACUUUGCACUGCACCCACGCUUGAAGACUGCUAGGCCCACUAGGGCAGCACCAUCAAGAGGAAUCCAGGCAUUGAGGACUGUACUUAAUGCAUUCUCGGUAAACAACAGGAAGAAUCUAUUUGUCUACAGAGAGUCCUCAGGGAAUGUUUUCUACCUCAGGUUAAAUGAGUCAAUGUGCCAAGUGAAGCCCAUUAUCCCUAGCGACGCCCAGAGCCAGCCCGAUGAGGACGUCCUCCAAGAGUCCAUGACGUCAUCCACGCUCUCGCUGUUUUCGAGACGAACGAUCGACGCUGACGACGAGGCGCAGGAUUUUGGCCGACUCUCGGUCAUGGAGAAGGAGCGAGAUUCGGGGACCUCAAUCAAUCGUAGGAAAUCAAAACGGAGCAAGAUAGUUGGCGAGAGCGUUACGUUGAGUGUUCACGGGAUCACUCAGGCGGGUCCCGAGAUCUGCGAGGAUUUCGUGCAGGUGCUGCAAAAUCGCUUGGACGAGUGUGUCCUUGACGUCAUCUCGCUCAUGUUGGAGAGGAAUCCGAUGUGCAAACUGUCCCCGGAGGAUGUGCAGUUUAUCCAGAGACCUUUCGUAGACCCUGAUGUGACCAUCCAGUUCACCAUCCCGUCUGUGGCCCAUCCGCUCCUCGAUGCAUUGAGACACUACCUCAGACAGAACCUGCUGCAGUUCUUGCAUACGCCAAAAUUUGCCGACAACAAGGAGGAAAGUCAUUUCCAGGAUUUCAGCGGUGAGAAUCUUUGUGAAUUCCGGGAAAAUGACGUCUUUCUGUACAACAGGCCCCCAGCAUCAGGCCGAAAAGGUGUUGCAUGUAUCCACUUGUCCCUGGUAGAUGGGCAGGGGAAUCCAGUCCAGUUGAUCAGCUGCCCAAAGCCUAAGAGUGUCGCCUACAAGGAGUCCAUUGACAGUGGCUCCUUUGAUGCCAUGACGUCUACCACUAGGUAUUCAAAGGACAAUACCGGUGGUUCACCGGGGAAAUUUAAACCAGGUCCGACGGCUCUGGUUCAGUUCCGUCUAUGGGUGCGUGGCGAUGUCGACAUGGAUCAGCUCUCGGAAAAACUUCACCUCGCGCUCCGCCAUGCGACGUAUGACAUCAUUCUGGAGUACACGUACCUGACGGCACCGAUCUGCGACGUGCCUCAACAUUACCCAGCCAAGAGCACCGAAGCUGUCUUUCCUUUCUCCGCUCCUCCAUCACCGAUGAAAGCGUUAUCUAAAUCAGACGACCACCGAAGGAGCAGCAUUUUUGUAUGGAAAACAAAGUCCAAGGUGUCUGACGCAGAAGUGAAACACCCAACGACACCCACGCACAAAAAGAUGAGCACCGAUAGUAUCAAGACGCCAAAAGAUUUCUUCUCACCAGUUUCAUUUGGGAAGGAUUUGCUGGAUGCAUUCAAAGGGAGCAAGCCUUCGAGUCCUCAGACGCCAGGACCGGAUACGAGUAGCGCCACCUCACAGAAGACGUGGGCAGAUGCGGAGAUCCAGCGGAGGAGAGAGGUCGAGUGGCAGCAGACGCUUCAGAAAUAUGAAGCCGGCGAACGAGGAAGUUUGUGUAAGAUCCACACGACAGUGUUUCCGGACUGGAUUGAGUAUGGCCUCAAACUUGGUGUACCCUCUUUGACCAAAGUCUCAGGUUGUGUGCUGUCCCGAUAUUCCGUGGACUUCACACUAAAGGAAGUACAGGCCAUCGUCAACAACAUCUGCGCCGAUACGAACCUGAAAUUUUUUCGAAUGGCUGAUCAGGCUCUUAAGAGGGACUCUGCCUACCUACCGUAUAAUCCUGCUAGGGUACCUCUUCAGACAACAGAGCAUCGGAAGGAGUCAUCUUUAGACUCUCCUACAACUGUUCAUAACCGGACUCCGGGCAAAGGGCUGAUAUUCACCGGGGUGGCGAGAAAUGUACAGCAAUGGCGGGCGAGCGUAGAGUACCAGGAUGUCGAGGACGAAUCGGCUGAUUUGCCAACGCUCACUAACCCGAAAACGCACAAAAGCUAUCAGAAAUUCCAGCCGUAUGACUCAAACUCCCCGGCAGAUCGCGGAACGGAACUUAAUUCUACCGUCUUGGACAAUCGCAGAAUAUCAAUUCCCAGACAGCGCCUCCUUUUGCUUAUAGUCAGAGACAAAGAGCUGACAGUCUAUGCGUACAAUUGGGCGUCAGAUUUGUGGUCGUCAUUCGAGCGAUCGUUCAUGCAGCUUCUUCAGUGGCAGAACGCACGCUCUCAUUUACUCUCCAACAUCCUGUGUCAGAAGAUGGGCCUCUUCCAUCACAAGCCAUUUGGCGAGUUCAUGGACUGUAUUAGCAAUGGUGAAAUGGUGCAGAACCAAUUUACUCAGAACACCAACGACGUGGACCUCCUGGUCCGAUUCACCAGUCCGCCAUUACGCGAGAUAGCGACACGGAGUAACACGACGCGUCCAUCCCAAUACCCACCUGGCGUCUCCCUGGACAAGGUCCUGCACGACUGCAAACCCGCCAAGCCGGUCCAGAAGAUGGCCAACUUCCCUGAUCCGGUGUGCCGACAUGGCAUGCAGAUGUUGGAGGUCAGAGCUCAUGAGAAGAAAGAGUCGGAAAAGAGGAUGAAGAUACAGAAUUUGUACAUCUUAUGGCAACAGAGGUCGGGACACUCUCAUGUCCCCAUCGCAGCAGAUGUAAUGGACCUACUGAAGCACUCGUCACGCCUUAUCCACUACGUGACCACGCCAAUCCUCUUCAGUCCCGAGUGGAGGAAAAAGAUCUUGGCCAAACCUUCGGGCAAGAAGGAUGCAAAGGAGCAAGAAGGCCCGACAAAACAGCGGUCGCGGCACAGUUCUGGCUCCAGCAUCAAGGGAAAGGGCGGACUCGACGGCAAAGUGACGCCCUCCCCGGACUUGUCGCAGCGAUCGUCGCCGCUCGAGGACCCCUGGCAUGUCGAGUUGAGAAAUAGUAUGAUGCAGGAGUACAUACAGUAUCUACAGUCGCUCCAGUUCAUACAGGUGCAGAUGAGGCCGGCAUCUCCAAAGAGAAGCCGGCCAGCAAAAGGAGACAGGUCCGGCGACAAUAGGAUCACACGUGACAGGGACAGAGGACGUGACCAUUUCAACAUGGUCGAUUAUUCCCGCCGCAGCAACGCGGUCUUCACCCUACAGAAAACGUUUCGUAUUCCUGGCGGGAUAAUCCUCGUGGAGAUGAGCUACCGAGACAUGUAUUUCUGCGUCAAGUUGUUUGCGUAUGAAUCGGCCAGACUGCUUUUGUCGAAUAGUGGCAGUCCUCAGACGACAAUGUUUUUCACGGACGAGUGUGAUAAAUGUAAGGAUCAAAUCCACGUGCAUUCAUUCGCCCAUGACUUCCAUCUCCGUACCGUGCAGUCGUAUAUAGGCGGGAGGCAGUUCAUCUUGAAUAAAGAUUAUCACCUAUCAAACUUCAUCGAGGAUUUCAUCAGAUUUUACCCAAAUCCGCCGAGCUAUGCAAGAAACUUUGUAUUUACAGAUUCGAUUGUGAUUCAGGACACCAAGAGUCCUGCUGCCGAACUGUUUGACUACAUGCUGAAACAUGAGAAGCAGUACAACAUGAAAGCCCUCCAGAUGGUGCCUACGCCAGACCGUGACAGUGACCUGGACUCGUUCUAUUUUGUGAAGGAAAACGAGUACGCCCUCGUCUCGAUCUCGCAUCGCGAGGGCUCGUUCGAGGACGUGGAAGACUUCAAGCAGAAGAAGGACGAUUACAACGUGAGCUUGAUCAUCUAUCAGAACCAUGGUACAAGAACUGACGGGGAUAGCUGUACGUUGGCUCUCAAGUACAACAUACUUCUGACGAGUAAACGUGAUCUUUUCCCCAAGCUGCAGUUGGAGAAGAAGCUGAGCCUUUACAAGUCGCCCAGGACUAAAGUCUUCCCUGCAGAAAGUCCAUUCCAUUUCGUUGGUGCACUGAGCGGUGACAGCCAUCUUCCUGUCACACGCUACAUCGGCCUGAGGGGAGAAAGAGUCAACUACCUCGGACUGUCCAACAAUCACCAGGCCCCACUCUACACCCUCAUGGAAAAAGAGGUCAAAAAUGCAAGUUCGAGAAUCGAGAAGAUGGUCGAGAACGUGAUGGCACAGUGUCGACGCGACACGAUGUGGCAUAGGAUGCUAAUCGACGUCUGCGAGGACGACAAGAGGAAGAAGAGGUCAGAUACGGCCGAUAGCUCGGACAGGUAUCUUGGCAAGCUGUCCUUCGAAGAAUUUGAAGAGCUGCUUAGCGUUGUCGUCAAGGUGCCUCUGGACCAGGUUGACUCCCGCCUGAACCCAUUCCUCAACAUGAACAUCGCCUGGUACCAAGGUUUGAUGAAGGUGCUGAUCCACAAACACCCGGAGAUGAAGCGUUUGUUCGCCAGCCCGAAUGGACAAGUGCAAUAUCUGGUGAUACUCAAUCCAAACUACCUCGACACUCUGAUGCUUCUCUCGGUGGACACAAACAGUAAUAAAGCAGAAUUGUGCAGUGUGUUUCGAGAAGAGGCCCCUGACCAGACUUUCACACCAAACAACCCAAAUGCCAUUCUAGACACCCAGAUUCACAUCGAGAACUUGGUGAAUGCCUGCUGCUACCACAUGUGGUCAGGACUUGUAUGAUACCACAUGUGGUCAGGACUUGUAUGAUACCACAUGUGGUCGGGACUUGUAUGGUACCACAUGUGGUCAGGACUUGUAUGAUACCACAUGUUCUGGACUUGUAUGAUACCACAUGGUCUUGACUUGUAUGGUACCACAUGUGGUCAGGACUUGUAUGAUACCACAUGUUCUGGACUUGUAUGAUACCACAUGGUCUUGACUUGUAUGGUACCACAUGUGGUCAGGACUUGUAUGAUACCACAUGGUCUGGACUUGUAUGAUACCACAUGGUCUUGACUUGUAUGGUACCACAUGUGGUCAGGACUUGUAUGAUACCACAUGGUCUGGACUUGUAUGAUACCACAUGGUCUGGAUUUGUAUGGUACCACAUGUGGUCAGGACUUGUAUGAUACCACAUGGUCUGGACUUGUAUGGUACCACAUGUGGUCAGGACUUGUAUGAUACCACAUGGUCUGGACUUGUAUGGUACCACAUGCGGAAGACUGAGCAGUUUGAAGAGCUGUUCCAGAAUUGUCUAUGUUGAGGCAUAGAAGCAGAUCCCAUUUUCCUUGCUUCAAAAGGAAACAUUUAACCAUUCUGGAGUAACAAGGUUUAGUUUUACCCUCAGAUGCUUACGUUCUCUCAGGCAAAGGGAGAAAAGUCCUAUGCUGACUAUUUUAAUGGUGCUAAGCUCUCUAUCUGUCGUUAUUUUGAGAAAAAUGUUUUCAUUUGUACAUAAAUUACUGUUCAGUCAAGUAUCCAGAUUUUUCUCAGGAGUCUGACAAUCGCACCGCUAUGCCACCAAGCUUCCUGAAAAACUAAGCUUAAUUUCCUUGAAACUAAGCUUAAUUUCCCAGAAACGAUACUUAAUUUCCUGUAAAUUAAACUUAAUUUCCCAGAAACGAUACUUAAUUUCCUGUAAAUUAAACUUAAUUUCCCAGAAACGAAACUUUUCGUUGUUACCUUGACCUGAUCCUUACUGAAGUAGGUCAACUCUAUAAGUAUGUUUUUAUGUUCUAUAUUGGUUUGUAAAUUUCGAUGAAUUGCAAAUAUUUUUUUGAGGGGCUACCCCAUUAUGUGUGUAUGCAAAGGAGGGGGGUAAUGGGUCAGGGGAAUUAGCAAAAUAUGUUUUAUACCUGUAUGUAUUGAAUUUUGCAUUUUUGAAUGUUUUGAUCGAAAAUAUUUGUGUACAUAAUUAAAGGACAGCCUCGCAUCAAAGACAAUUAUGUGUGGAUGUACGAGUCAGAUGAUGUACAUGUUGAUAAAUUUCACGAACUGUAACUUGAAGUGCUUCUGUUGGACUUAGAGCAGUUUUGGUCCAAGUCAUGCUAUGAAUUACUGUAUGCAAAAAGAAAAUUGCGAACUGUUUAAUUUUUUAUGAAUUCUUGGGAAUCUCAAAAAUAGAGAGGUGCAAAAGAAUUACAAUUUGAAACACUAUUACUGUUUGAAAUAUCCAGGGCAGUCAUCUUAUUCAAAACUGUUGAACUUUUUCUUGUAGUAGUAGCCCUAUGACCUGAAUCCCUUGAGCCUCUAAAAUCCAAUUCUACAUUUGCUAAGAAAAUUAUCGUGGUGAUUUGUCAGCAUUUAAUACAUAAAU